Messenger RNA from Pyrus x bretschneideri (Chinese white pear), 1792 nucleotides. RefSeq names its product transcription factor bHLH18. The transcript has 5 exons. Lineage: Eukaryota; Viridiplantae; Streptophyta; Magnoliopsida; Rosales; Rosaceae. Gene Ontology annotation, molecular function: protein dimerization activity. Bases 263 to 1288 code for a protein of 341 amino acids. The record is from RefSeq and is a predicted model, not a curated record.
UGAGAGAGAGAGAGAGAGAGAGAGAGAGAGAGAGAGAGGAUUUGUUCAAAGGUGAGGUACUGAUAGACGGAUGAACUACGUACACAAGCAACUCAGCAAGAGCUAUAUAUAAAAGCUUGAAGCUGCAGGUCAGGGUCUUGUACGCUCUGUAAGGGAGAGAGAAUCACUUGGGAGAAGAACAGGCUUUGGUCAUUAAUUGUUCGAUCGAGUGACCCUUCCUUGAGCUCAAGAUCAUCAAGAAAAAGAAAAAGGAGCAAAUUUGAUGGAGAUUUCAUCAAGAGGAGGAUCAUCUGAGCUGGGAAUGGAGGAUCCCUUCUUCAUCAACCAGUGGCAGUACAUGAACUCUUUGGAUGAGCUCGGUAUGCUCCCGUUAGCAGCUGCAUUUGGAGAGAAUUUACAACACUCUCAGUUCCACCCAAUUUUCAACCUCAAAACUCCUAUCGAUAAUGCUCAUACCGCCAUUGACAGACCAACAAAACAGCUCAAAACUGAUGGAUGGACUUCAGGCAAAACUGAUCAUCUUGUAUCAAAUCCACAAGUUGUUUCCUUGCCUCCAAACAUUUUUUCGUUCGUCAAUUCUCAUCAUGCAAACCAAAUGCCGGUGCUUAAGCCUAAGGAGGAGGCAGCAGCAGUGUGUUCAAAGAGCACCAACACUCUCCCUUCUGAUAUAUUGCUUUCUCAAGGUUCAUUUGAAAACCGAAAUUAUUCAUCAAAUGGGAUCAGCACAACCACUCGGCUUUCUCAGACCCAAGAUCACAUUAUUGCAGAAAGGAAGCGCAGAGAGAAGCUCAGCCAACGGUUCAUAGCUUUAUCUGCAAUCGUUCCUGGUCUAAAGAAGAUGGACAAGGCUUCUGUUCUGGGAGAUUCAAUUAAGUACAUCAAACAACUGCAGGACAAGGUAAAGACGCUUGAGGAACAGACGAGAAACAAAAACAUGGAAUCGGUCGUGUUUGUGAAGAAAACACAGCUCUUUGCCAACGGCGACAAUUCUUCCUCUGACGAAAAUGGCUCCACCCGCCCGUUUGACACGACACUGCCCGAAAUUGAAGCAAGGUUCUGUGACAACAAUGUCUUGAUAAGAAUCCACUGUGAGAAAAGAAAAGGAAUUGUGGAAAAAACAAUAGCAGAGGUUGAGAAGCUCCAAUUAAAAUUCAUCAAUAGUAGUGUGAUGACAUUCGGGAGCUGUGCUCUUGAUGUUACCAUUAUUGCUCAGAUGGAAGCGGAAUUCAGCCUCUCGGUGAAGGAUCUCGUCAAGAAUCUACGCGCAGCUUUUGAGCUGUUCAUGUGAAAUGAAUCUACUCGCAGCUUUCGAUCUGUUCCUUGCUGCAGAAGCUUCACAAUAAAUAGGAGUAUUUCCUCAAAUAUACCAGUCCAAGUUUAAGUAUCUUUUUCAGAAUCUCUGUUUACAAGGCCUGCAAUCCUUCACCAAGUUAGAUUACCAGUACCUUCAAGCUUGUUUGCUGUCAGGUUAAUAUUUUGCAGGAGGGUUUUUUCACUUCAACUUUUUUUCAUGGUUAACUUGUUUACCAUGCUUAUUUACCCACCUGUUUAAGCAAGUUAUCUCACAGCUUUUGUUUUACUUCAAGGAGUUUGCCAAAUGCGACUCAUCCCUUUGUGUCCCCUAGGGUUUUUUUUUUAUAGGUGAGGAUGAAAGCAGGCAUUUGUUUGGUCAGCGUUUUAGAGGCAUCUUGAACAUCUAAUUUCUUGAGCCUCUUUUUCUAGUAAUCUUCUCUUUAUAUGUAACCCUUUUGUUGCCAAGUAAUGGAAAAUAAGUAAUUUCAUGUUACCUUUA